GGCACCCCAGUACUUCACCAACAGCCGAGCCCGCAGCGGUGUCACCCUGCGGCCACUGCCCGCCUUGCCUCGCCGCAUCUCCUGCUCCGCGGCCACCGGCAGUGGGGGACACACCGGGUGACACCUGAAGGCUCAGCAGGCCCCCCCGGAGGAUGAGGAGCCGCCCGGUGCUGGCGGCGCUGCUCGUCCUGGCGCUGCCGCUCGCCCUCGCCCGCCGCCCCCCCGCCCCGCCGGGGCCGGCCGCUCCCGCACAGGGGAUGCCCGUCCCGGAGCCGCUGCCCUGGAGAUUCCCCGGGGCCGCCCACGCCGCCCUCCUGCAGCUGCUGCGGGGGGAGAACGCCGGUCCCUCCGCGCCCGCGGCUCUGCAGAAGCGAGACAUGCACGAUUUCUUCGUGGGGCUCAUGGGGAAGAGGGCGGCGGAGCCCGGGCGGCCGGCGGGGCGGGGCAGCGGCGGCCCGUCCCCGCGGUGCUCGCCGGGUCCCCCCGCGGCCGGCGGGGCGCCGCUGCGGGCGGUGUGAGCGGGCUCGGUCCGUGCCCCGUCCGUCCCCCGGGACGAGGCACCGGCACCGGGAACUGCGCUGCCCACGGAGCGCGGAGCCGUCGUGGGACCCGCCGGGGCUGGAGCCGCAGCACCGCGCUCGCAGCUGUACCGGGCCGGUGUCUGCACCCACACCGGGAGCUGUGCCUGUCCGUACACCGGGUGCAUCCACCCGGCCCCGUGUACACCCCCCGGUUCUGUACAUCUACACCUCUAUACACCCACCCGGGACACCG
Molecule: messenger RNA, 774 nt
Organism: Columba livia (rock pigeon)
Lineage: Eukaryota; Metazoa; Chordata; Aves; Columbiformes; Columbidae
Gene: TAC3
Product: tachykinin precursor 3
Exons: 5
Coding region: 153-518 (121 amino acids)
Biological process (GO): positive regulation of blood pressure; tachykinin receptor signaling pathway
Source: RefSeq, a predicted model, not a curated record